Messenger RNA from Diabrotica balteata, 826 nucleotides. Lineage: Eukaryota; Metazoa; Arthropoda; Insecta; Coleoptera; Chrysomelidae. The record is from the annotation of a GenBank genome assembly.
GUACAAGUUGAUAAUUACAAUACAAACAAUGAGUAUCAAAGUUUGAAGUGGUAAUGACUGUGCAUAUCAUUUCUACAAAAUGAAUUAUUUUUUGCUAUAUAUAUUUCUAUUUAUUUUACACAAUGUUAAAUCGCUAGAAAAAGAAAUAACCGUUUAUAUCGAAGCCGGUACAGAAUCUUGUUUUUACCAACCCAUUAAAAAGGGAGAAAUAGUAGAUCUCGAUUAUCAAGUGAUUGAUGGAGGCCAUGGGGAUUUAGAUAUAAAUUUCAAUUUAGUUCAUCCAAAUGGAAGAAUUCUCUUAACUGAUUUCAAAAAGUCUGAGAAUACCCACCGAAUUGAUGUUGUAGAAGAGGGAGACUACAGGUUUUGUUUUGAUAAUUCUUUUAGUUCAUACAACACCAAGACUGUAUUUUUUGAAUUGAUAGUAGAAGGGGAUGAUAAUGGGGAAUGGAGUAGUGAAAAUAUGAAGUUUAAUACAGAAGAUGAAGAUUUUGAAGUUAAAAUAAGUGAUGUACAAAAAAUAGUAAGUACUGUGAGGAUACAUCUGACUAAAAUUAGGUACUUACAAGAAUUAAUUAAAUCCACAGAAGCCAGAGAUAGAAAUGUUGCUGAAGAAAAUUUCUUUAAAGUUAAUACAUACUCGAUGGUCCAGUUAUCCCUAAUGAUCAUUGUUGGGUUUAUUCAGGUAGUUAUGGUAAGAAGUCUUUUUGAUGAUCAUUCAAGAGUACAUAAGAUUUGGAAAAAUUUAAAUAAAAGGCUAAUUUAAUAAGAGAAUUAUUGAGAGAAACUGUUGUUACUGGUGCAUCAAAUAUACCAAACUCAAAUU